CACCGAGCACAGAGCUAUAUCUGUCCGCCGGAGCCGCACACGGAGCGCCGCCACCGCGGGGGACAGGAGGGCUUAUCCGGGGAGGAAUUUCACGAUCUCCGACCCACUCGGCCCGAUGGGACCGCCGGCGCUCUGAGGAAGAGGAGAGCGGAGGACAAAAGGAGGCGGGGGGUUUGGAAGGACGGAUUUGGUGGAUUGGUUGGGGGUGCAUGCUCCCCCUGCGGCCCGCCCCUCCUUCAUCAUCAUCCUCCUUCCCGCUGCUCUCUGCUUCACCGUCAGGCAGACAAAAGGCCCAGAAUGUGCAGUGAGGGCAGUGUGGGCUGGCUGAGGGGGGUCAGAGGUCACGGCGGGACUCUGCCCAGGACUAGAGUCUGGCUGCUGGUGCUGCUGCUCGCCGCCGCGGGCUGGACGCCGCCUGCGGCCCGCGCCGAGCUGGAGCUGGACAUGCUGGGAGGACUGGUGCUGCUGGAGGCGGGCGGCGACGGCGAGGAGCUGGGCGGCGACCUGGAGGCCUCCAUGCACUCCUCGCUGCUGCAGGACUUCCAGGAAGCGAUGGACAGCCGGCGGGCCGCGGAGCCUGGCAGCGUGGCGGCGAGCCGGCAGGAAGCUGCCGCGUCCUCAGCUUUCCCAGACUCCUCGGCGGCGGUGGGCCGCGUUUUCCAGAUCAAGGUGCCAAACAAGAUGGAGGAUGUUCACCUGGGAGACAUCGUCAAGGUGACGGAGGUGGGGAAGGACUCGCUGCCCGCCUGGUUGCACUGGGAUGGUGGCAGCAGCGUCCUGCGGGGGCUCCCUCUGGAGGAGGACAAAGGAGUCCACUACAUCUCUGUGACCAUCUCCAACCACACUUCCUCUUCCUCAGAGGAGUUUUCCAUCGAAGUUCACCCGGACGACCACUUUGACAGCGACCCGUCGGUGCCGCUGUCCGGCCCGGCGGCAGCUGAGGAUCCCGUCCAGCCCUUUGUGUGUAGCAACGAGGAGCCGGUCACGGUGCUGACGGUGAUUCUGGACGCCGAUCUGACAAAGAUGAGCUCGGCGCAGCGGGUGGAGCUGCUGGACAGGAUGAGGAGCUUCUCAGGCGUGGAGCUGCAGGGCAUGAAGAUGCUGCCAGUGGUCAACAACCGGCUGUUCGACAUGUCGGCCUUCAUGGCCGGGCCAGGAAACGCCAAGAAGGUGGUGGAGAAUGGAGCUCUUCUGUCAUGGAAGCUGGGCUGCUUCCUGGACCGGACCACCGUUCCAGAUAUCAACAGUGUCCAGGGUCCAGCUAAAGAUGGAUCCAUGUCUGCCAGGCUAGGUUACCCCGUGGUGGGAUGGCACAUCGCCAACAAGAAGCCACAAAUCCCAAAGCGAGUGAGACGGCAGCUGAACAACACUCCGACGCCCGUAUUGGCUGUUCUUCCUCCAACCACGGCGGCUGAACCUCCGGUCAGGAUCGUCCCAACCCUCUCCUCUCCCUCCAUCGCUGCAUCCACAGAAAGUUCUGCCCCUCCAGUUCGGGGUCCUGUGCCUCUGCCAGGGAAGCCUACAAUCAGAAUCCGUGACCCCAUCGCCCAUACCCCGACCCUGGGCCCACCUCAGCCAACCAAGGUCGUUGUGACCACCAGCACCGUUUCCAUUCAGCCAUCCAUGUCCAGGAAGAUCCCUGUAGAGCCCACCGCCACGCCCACCAUCCCACCCAAAAAACCACCCAGGAAACCACCCAGCACCACCCCAAAGACCCCCUCACCCAAGGCCCCCACAGCCAGCACACCGUCACCUGGCGUCAUCGACGACCCAAACAACAAGAAGCCGGUGCUGAGGAACCCCAUUGACCAGGUUGUUGCACUGGUGGGAACGUAUUUCGAGGUUAAAAUCCCUUCUGAUACCUUCUUCGACAAAGAGGACGGAACCACAGACAAGCUCCGCCUGUCUCUGAAACAGAACCACAAGGAUGUGGUUGGAGAGGAGUCCUGGAUCCAGUUCAACACCACCAGCCAGCUGCUGUACGGCCUGCCGGAUGUUCAGCACCUCGGGAAGCACGAGUACUUUAUGCAGGCAACCGACAAAGGAGGCCGCAACGCCAUCGACGCGUUUGAAGUCAAAGUAAACCGCUGGCCUGCCAAUGACAAAACGCCGGUCAUUUUCACGGCCCGCUUUGAAGGAGAGCCACGGUUAAUCACCAACAACAUCCACAAGAAGAUCCUGCUGGUCAAGAAGCUGGCGUACGUUCUGGGCGACCGCAACAGCAGCACAGUGAGCCUAAGGAACAUCAGCAAAGGCUCCAUCGUGGUGGAAUGGACGAACACCAGCUUGCCGCAGCAUCUGUGUCCCAAGGAGCAGCUCAGGAACAUGAGCCGGACGCUCGGAGACGCCGACGGGAGACCCACACAGAAGUUCAGGAACUACAUGGGGCCGGACUUCAGUCCGCUGGAGGUGAAGGUGCGAGGCAGAGCCAGCUGCCGGAUGUACUCCUUCAUCCCGCCAGCAGAGGUCGACAUCCCAGAACCUUCCACGGUCACUCCAGGCCUGGGGUCGAGCCGCCACAGCACUGAUGACGUCUACCUUCACACAGUGAUCCCUGCUGUGGUGGUGGCGGCCAUUCUGCUCAUCGCAGGGAUCAUCGCCAUGAUCUGCUACAGGAAGAAGCGGCGGGGCAAGCUGACCAUCGAGGAUCAAGCCACCUUCAUCAAAAAGGGCGUGCCUAUCAUCUUCGCCGAUGAGCUGGACGACUCCAAGCCGCCCCCCUCCUCCAGCAUGCCGCUGAUUCUCCAGGAAGAGAAGCCGCCGCUGCCGCCCCCCGAGUACCCCAACAUGGCCAGCCCAGAGACCACGCCCCUCAACCAGGAGAUGCUGGGGGAGUACACCGCCCUGCGGGAUGAAGACCCCAACGCACCCCCCUACCAGCCGCCUCCUCCCUUCACGGCUCCCCAGGAGGGGAAGGGCUCCCGUCCAAAGAACAUGACCCCGUACAGGUCGCCGCCCCCCUACGUGCCGCCAUAAGGCCCGGCUGCCCUCCCCUCACGGCGGAGGGAGGCUCCAGGAACUGCGCUGGUUUCUGCUGUUUCUGUCUGGACUUUUACAGGAAGUGAUGUCAAGAGGUGCUAAAGUUCCAAAACAACGGAGGCGACGGUCUGGGUGGGGUCUGGAACGGCUUUGAGGUACUACUGGUUCUGUGGUAGCCGCCGCGCUCUGAUCCCAGCGGGCCGCUGACCCGACCCAGAGGAGACCACCGGGAGACCUGCUCUCCCUCUCAGCAUUUCAGCUUUUUCUACAUUUGAGAACUGGAUUUGACUUUUCUUCUUUUUCCCCGAUAACUUUUAUUUUUCACUGGACUGAAGCGUUGCCUAACAGCCGUUGUGUCCUGCUAGCGUCACCAGACACACACACGUCUUCUGAAACAUCGGAUCCUCGUCCCAACCCCAAGCUCUCCGAUCGAAGGGAAGCCCAGGUGUGUGUGUGUGUGUGUGCGUGCGUGUGUGUGUGUGUGAGAAUGAGUGUGUGUGUGUUUAUUGGGAUUCAUAACGGUUUGCCUUUUAACUCGGUUUGUCUGUUUUUAUUCUUAUUCACAAAGUCUAGCUGAGAAUAACAAGGUAGAGAUGAAUAAUCGUUUGUUUUGUUGGUUUUAAGUUCACUGUUCGUCUGGAAGACUUUUUAUUUGGUGGAGCGAAGUGGGAGAGAAAGAAUUAUCUUCCAAAAUAUUAACAGGUGAUUUUUUUUAUUCCUGUUUUUCUACAAGACAAAUCAGACACAACUUUCAGUCCGGUCCUCUGAGACGAGAGAAACCAGGCAGUAAGAUCAACGACGGGAAUCCUGUGGGAACCGGUUUGAGCCAGUUUGAACCGAUGGGAAGCGGUUUGAACCGAUGGGAAGCGGUUUGAACCGGUUUCCAAUGGAAAGCAAUUUCCAGUGGAAAUCGGUUCCAAUAAUCGACCAUCCAAACAAUUUGGAUAUCAAAAAACCCAGACGUGUGACAGAGAACGGAUUUAAAUGUUUUAUUUCUCCGGUCCCGGUCAGACGCUCCAUGGUCGGUAUUUAAAUAAUCCAGUUUGGACAGAAGGCCGUCCACAUCCCGCCCGAUGGGUUACAGGCGGUAACCAGAGCAACCGACAGU
Molecule: messenger RNA, 4087 nt
Organism: Poecilia latipinna (sailfin molly)
Lineage: Eukaryota; Metazoa; Chordata; Actinopteri; Cyprinodontiformes; Poeciliidae
Gene: dag1
Product: dystroglycan 1
Exons: 4
Coding region: 298-2976 (892 amino acids)
Biological process (GO): axon guidance; muscle attachment; morphogenesis of an epithelium
Cellular component (GO): dystroglycan complex; basement membrane; dystrophin-associated glycoprotein complex
Molecular function (GO): laminin binding; calcium ion binding
Source: RefSeq, a predicted model, not a curated record